Messenger RNA from Acanthosepion pharaonis, 798 nucleotides. Lineage: Eukaryota; Metazoa; Mollusca; Cephalopoda; Sepiida; Sepiidae. The record is from the annotation of a GenBank genome assembly.
AUGACAAAUUCACUGCUUUUGGUCAUACCCAAUCAUAAAAAAAAAGAUUUAAGAUUAUGGCCCCUCUCUCUCUCCCUCUCUCUCUCUUGUGCGCGCGCUCUCCCCCUCUCUCGCUAUCAGCCAGAACGACUGUAUUGUGUUUAUCUAGGAUCCAAGUCCGUUAGUUUUUUUUCUCUCUCUCUCUCUCUUUCGCAUUCUCUCUUUAUCAUUCUCUCACGUGCUCUCUCUCACGUGCUCUCUCUCUCUCUCUCUCUCUAUCUCUCUCUAUCUCUCACUCUCUUCCUAUCAGCCAGAAUGACUAAUUGUGUUUAUCUCGGAUCCAAGUCCGUUAGUAUUUUUCUCUCUCUUUCUCUUUCGCAUUCUCUCUUUAUCAUUCUCUCACUCUCUCUCUUUCUUUCUUUCUCUCGUGCGUGCGCUCUCCCUCUUUCUCUCUCUCCCUCUCUCUCUUCCUAUCAGCCAGAACGACUGUAUUGUGUUUAUCUAGGAUCCAAGUCCUUUAGUUUUUCUAUCUCUCUCUUUCGCAUUCUCUCUUUAUCAUUCUCUCUCUCUCUCUCUCUCUCUCUCUCAAUCCUUCCACCAAGACGGCUUUUGGUAGUUCUUCUCCCCACUCUUUCACUGUCUCACUUUUUCCCCCUCUCUUCAGCUGAAACGAUUGUAUUUGUUUAUUAUAUGCUACUCCCUCUAUCUUCCUCUCAGUUCUUUUCUCUUUUUCUCUCUUUCUCCUUCUUCUCAUUGUCUGUGGUGUUUAUUGAUGCGAUGAGAAAAUAUUGCUCAUCUUUACAUGUUAUUUUCUCCUAA